AAAACUGUGAAAAUGUUUCAAAGUUUUAUGUUUGAAGAGGAAUCUUCAAUUAUCACAGCAAUAACUGUGAUAACUUUUUUGUUUUUAGCUUAUUUGGGUGUUUCUGAAAUUGCUGGAAAACAUCUCCAAUACUCCAAAUUUUGGAAUGUUAAUGCAAAUUCUGGUUCCUCUAGUAGUAAUUUUCUGCAGGGGAAAAUGUCUAGUAAAUUAGGGAUGUUUAUACUUUAUGCACCUGCUUCUGUUAUGGGUUUUGCUUCAUUUUUUAUGUACCCAGAUGGUGGAACUAGGUUUAUGUUGCUUAAAUCUGCUGUUACUAUACAUUUCUUCAAAAGGGUUCUUGAGGUUCUGUUUGUUCACAAAUACAGUGGUGGGAUGAUCCUUGGAUCAGUACUCCUUAUUUCAUCCUCCUAUUUUAUGGUUGCUGCAGUCAUGAUCUACAUCCAACACUUAACUCUACAAUAUACGGAGCCUGAAAUCGAUCUGAAGUCUAUCGGUGUACUGAUAUUCUUAGUCGGAAUCAGUGGCAACUUUUAUCAUCAUUACCUCCUUUCCAAGCUCAGAGGCAGUAAAGAGAAGGGCUAUAAAAUUCCGCAAGGCGGCCUUUUCAGUAUGGUCAUAUGCCCUCAUUAUCUUUUCGAGAUUCUGUGCUUUGUAGGGAUCUCAUUCAUCUCCCAGACAUCGUUUUCGUUUUGCUGUGCUGUGGGUGUAGCUUUAUAUCUGUCAGCAAGGAGUAAUGUUACUAGGAAAUGGUACCUUUCUAAAUUUGAAAAUUUUCCUAAGAAUGUUAAAGCUUUGAUUCCUUUUGUUUUCUAGAGAAAAUGAUGUACUUAUGUUAAA
Messenger RNA from Solanum tuberosum (potato), 837 nucleotides. Its product is annotated as very-long-chain enoyl-CoA reductase-like. The transcript is spliced from 2 exons. Gene Ontology annotation, molecular function: oxidoreductase activity, acting on the CH-CH group of donors. Lineage: Eukaryota; Viridiplantae; Streptophyta; Magnoliopsida; Solanales; Solanaceae. The coding region runs from base 13 to 813 and encodes 266 amino acids. The record is from RefSeq and is a predicted model, not a curated record. Gene Ontology annotation, biological process: lipid metabolic process.